Protopterus annectens (West African lungfish) is the source of this 2468-nucleotide messenger RNA. RefSeq names its product zinc-binding protein A33-like. The coding region runs from base 42 to 1595 and encodes 517 amino acids. The transcript is spliced from 6 exons. Gene Ontology annotation, molecular function: protein binding; zinc ion binding. Lineage: Eukaryota; Metazoa; Chordata; Ceratodontiformes; Protopteridae. The record is from RefSeq and is a predicted model, not a curated record.
UGAGGAAGUACACUUUCAGCAUUAGAUUAAUGUCAUUUUAAAUGUUGAGAGAUUACUUUCGACUAACAGACAGACUCCAUAUGUGCAGAACAACACCUGCAGUUACAGAAAUUGAAUUUUUCAGUAAAGACACACAUUUAUAUGCUUUUGCAAUGUCUGGCUCCAGAUGUUCGGUGUCUAGCCUGGAAGAAGACUUAACCUGUCCUAUUUGUCAUGACAUUCUUUCUAACCCAGCAACACUUAAGUGUGGACACAACUUUUGCUUGAGAUGUGUGUCUGAAUAUUGGGAACUGGUGGAUUCUCAGACUUGCCCCCUUUGUAGGAAGCUUUGCUCCCGCAAUGAUCUUAUCAGAAACUGCACACUUAACAAUGUUGUUGAAACAUUUCGUAAAGAAAAGAAGCUGAGUAGAAGCAAGGAGGAUUUGGUCUGCAAUCAACACAAUGAGGAGCUAAAACUGUUUUGUUUGGAGGACCAGGAAGCAAUCUGUCUUAUCUGUUGUACGUCUGCAAAGCAUGAGAAUCAUAAAUGUCGCCCAGUGCAAGAAAUUGCUGCAACAUAUAAGGAGGAGAUAAAGACCGCCUUAAGGCCUCUACAGGAUACAGUGUCAACACUGACAGCAAUGAAAGAUGACUAUGUUUCAACACUGCAACAUAUUAAGGUUCAAAAAAUUAUGACUAGAAAGAAGAUUUGCGAAGAAUUUAGACAACUGCAUCAGUUCUUGCAGAAUGAAGAAAAUGAUUUACUACUCCAACUUCAAGAAGAAAAAGCAAAAAAGGAAGAAAAAGUUAAAAAUGAAAUUCAAAAGGUCUCACAAGAAAUUAACCUUGUUUCAAACACAAUUUCAACAAUUGAACAAGAGGUGAACAAAGAUGAAAACUCUUUUCUAAAGACUCUCCAAAGCACAAGAAAGAGAGUUGCACGCAUAGUUAAAGCACCAGCAAAGGUCCCUGACGCUCUUAUAGAUGUAGCCAGCUACUUGGGAAAUCUGCAGUACAGAACCUGGAAGAAAAUGCUGACUAUUAUCCAAGCUGUUCCAGUUGUUCUGAAUCCCAAUACAGCAAAGCCCGGUAUGAUUAUCUCUGAUGACUUAAGCAGUGUGUAUCACAGUUCUACAGAGAAAGAAGCUUUACCAGACAAUCCAGCCCGGUUUAGUUCAUGCCCCUGCAUCCUGGGUACCGAGGGUUUCACUUCAGGAAAGCACUGCUGGGAAAUAGAUGUAGGAAACAAGUUAAAAUGGGAUAUAGGUGUGGCUGCUGAAUCAAUAAACAGGAAGAAGACUAUAAGGCUGGUUCCAGAGAAUGGCUUCUGGGCAAUCUCACUUAGAAACUGGGAUGAAUACAGUGCAUGCACGUCAACAUGGACAGCUCUGACUCUAAUCAGUAAACCUCGAAAGAUUAAAGUCUCUUUGGACUAUGAUAAGGGAGAGUUAUCAUUUUAUUAUAUGGAUAAUAUGACCCACAUAUAUACUUUUAAGGAAAGGUUUACAGAAAAGCUGUUUCCUUACUUUUCACCAUGUUUAGCUGAUGGAGACAGAAACAUGGAGCCUCUCAGACUGUGUCCUAUGGAAAUAAAUAUUGUAGAAGGAAAUACAUAGACAGUUUUUGAAUAUUUUACAUGAUUUAGAAGCUGCUGUAUAUAUUUUUUAAUCAUUAAGUGAAAUUACUGAAAGUGAGAAGAUGCCCAGGUGAUUUUAUGUUUGGUGUACUGAGUUCUUGUAUCUCUGCAGUCAUAUUGCUGCAGUCUGACCCAAUUCACACUGUCAUUCCUUAAGCAUUGUUUUCUGUCACUUCAUUUCACUUGCAAUAUUUUUAUCCAGUAUUUAGCUUGCUUGUUGAGUUUUUUUCUUGUCUGCUGUUCACUUCCAUCUGUUGUCCUGUUCCCUUCUCAUUAUUAACUUCAUAGAAAGAUACCCAGGUGCAUUGAGUUCUAUAUAAAAUUCAUUAAAAGCCUGUAAUUGUUUACAAUCCUCUAUUUGUCCUGUGUCUUCUAGUGCUCACUGUGUUUGACUGUGUUCCUAGAGUUUUGGAGGCCGUUUCCUUCCUUUCUGUCACUGUUUAGAUGUGUUAGUCAACCACCUCCAGUUGUCACACUUUCUCACACACUGUCGCAGUUUCCAUCUCCUUUUCUGUCUCUCCACUGGUUUCAUUAUCCUGCUACUUGAAACAAAUUCACUACCAACUUCAAAGGCAUUUCAGAUUAUGCCUUUACACUUUAACAAAGUAUUUUAUAUUCAUAAUCAGUGCAAUUACUGCAUCUGAAGUUUCCUAAAAGAGCAAACUAAUAUAAAACUAAACUUUGUAACUCAUCAGACUUCAUGUCAAUGUAACUGGCUUAUGUUUUGAAUUACUCUGGAGUUGGCCAUAUAAGUUUUGUUUCUUUUACCUUCUGUAUUUGUUUAUAUCAUUUAUUGUGCACAUUAUCUUUUGGGUGGCCAUGGUGGUGCAGCGGUUAGUGUUGCCGCCUCACA